Saprolegnia parasitica CBS 223.65 is the source of this 895-nucleotide messenger RNA. RefSeq lists its product as hypothetical. Gene Ontology annotation, biological process: intracellular signal transduction; protein phosphorylation. The coding region runs from base 48 to 809 and encodes 253 amino acids. The record is from RefSeq and is a predicted model, not a curated record. NCBI's taxonomy places the organism in Eukaryota, Oomycota, Saprolegniomycetes, Saprolegniales, Saprolegniaceae. The transcript is spliced from 2 exons. Gene Ontology annotation, molecular function: protein kinase activity; ATP binding.
UGCUGAGCUGCACGCCGCCACUGUCACCGCUUGUCGAGCUGUGUUACAUGCUCGACGCUGUCCGCGCCGUGGCGUUUUUGCAUUCGUUUUCACCCCCGCUCUUGCACCGCGACAUCAAAGCCGCUAAUUACCUCCUCGAUGCCUCCAAUCACCGCGUCAAGUUGUCGGAUUUUGGCGAGUCGCGCGUCGCCGACGUCCAGCGCAUGUCGGUGCGCGGCACCGUCGAGUACAUGGCGCCCGAGAUGAUCGACGGCAAGCGAGGUGCUGCGUCGUAUGCGACCGCCUCGGACGUCUUUAGCUUGAGCAUGACGCUAUGGGACAUCUUGCACCCGCGCCAGUUCAAGUACCCGCGCGGCACGAAGAAUCACAUGCACAUCUUCACACUCGUCCUCGACGGCGCGCGCCCGCCGCUGCGCGAUACCCUCUCGCCAGCACUGCGGAAACUGCUUGUCGCUGCGUGGGCACCUGCUGCGAUCGACCGACCGUCGGCCGCUUCCAUGGUCACGAUCCUCGCCUCCCUCCUCGAGGACGAGACGGCGCGUCUGGCCAUGGCCCUUGAGCGCGAGACGACGCCCACGACGGGCGCCGAGCUCGUCGACGCUCUCAUCGACGCCAAGCGUGGCAUUCGCGAUAAAUUCGAAGCCGUUCGCGUCGGCAACGCACUCCUCGAGACAGGACACCUCCACGACGUCAAGCACGCGCGCGGCUUUCAAAACACCCCACGGAUACAGUACACGUGGCAGCCGUCGGCGCGACGGUCGUCGCUAUUGGCUGCCCUUUACAUGGCCAAGGCCUUGGCACCGCUUUGAAGCGGGCAAAGCGCCGGUACCGACUGUACAAGAAGCAGCGGUCGGCGGUCGAGAUGCUUUUGGAGCCAGAGACGGACGACGACGAG